ACUCUUUAGCUCUUGCCUUCAAAUUCGACUCGAACGUAAGGAAGUGAAGAACCGUAUUGGUUUACGGCGGUGUGACAAUAGUGUUUUUAUUUAUUGCACUUGCCUGUGCAGAGGAAAAUUCUUUAAAUAUUUUAGGAGUGCAUUUCUAAAACUAAAAGAAAAUAUUUUUCUUUUCGAAUACUUAAGCGGUGUGAAAAACACCUGGAAGUCGUUGUUGCGCGUGUGUUGCAAGUAGCAUCGUUGUGCUAAACUAACGUUUCGUUGGGUCAGCAAACGCAAAAAUUCACUGCCAACCAACCAAAAUAUUCAUAGGGCUGAGGUUUAUGGUGGACGCCUAGCAAGUGCAAAUACAUAUAUAUUUAAGCGGUUAUAAGUGUACUAAUGGUGUUUUUAACUUAUUGAAACCGAAUUGUAAAUUUAUAUUAAACCAAAAUGAAUGCUCCUGGAUUGGCGACAGCUCUACUAUGCUGUGGAUUUUUUCUUAUCAGCUCAACCAUACGGAAUGUAUCUGCAGAUUCCUACAGUGACUACUUCUCUGAUUACGAUUGCAAUCAGCCGCUUAUGGAACAUGCUGUGUUAACGGCCACUUCAUCAUUGAACGACCGUGGACCCGAGAAGGCUCGCCUCAAUGCCGGUACUUCGUGGUCUGCCAAAAAUUCUGAUUUCGAUCAACGUCUUAUCAUCGAUUUGGGUAAUGUAAGAAAUGUGACACACAUCGCCUUGCAAGGACGUCCGCAUAGCGAUGAGUUUGUCACUGAGUAUUCAAUUAGUUAUGGCAUAACAGACCUGGAAUUCGCCGAUUACAAAGAACCAGGUGGCAACAUUAAGAUGUUUAAGGGCAACUCCGAUGGCAAUUCCAUACACUAUAAUGUCUUUGAGGUGCCUAUAAUUGCUCAGUGGGUGCGCAUCAAUCCAACCCGCUGGCAUGACCGAAUUUCGAUGCGUGUCGAGUUGUAUGGCUGCGAUUAUGUUGCUGAAAAUUUGUACUUCAACGGCACCGGUUUAGUCAGUUACGAUCUGCAAUAUGAGCCCGUCGCGUCCAUGCGCGAAUCGAUACGCUUCCGCUUCAAAACCGCCUUCGCCAAUGGCCUGCUCAUGUAUUCGCGCGGCACACAGGGCGAUUACUUCGCAUUGCAAUUGAAGGAUAAUAAAAUGAUAUUGAAUUUGGAUUUGGGCAGCAGCUUGAUGACUUCGCUGUCCGUUGGCAGUUUGUUGGAUGACAAUGUUUGGCAUGAUGUGGUGAUUUCACGCAAUCGACGCGAUAUCAUAUUUUCUGUGGAUCGUGUUAUUGUACGUGGCCGUAUUAAGGGUGAAUUUACACGUCUGAAUUUGAAUCGUGCGCUAUACUUGGGUGGCGUACCUAAUGUGCAAGAAGGUAUUAUUGUGACGCAAAAUUUCACUGGCUGCAUGGAGAACUUGUUUAUAAACUCGACAAACUUUGUGCGUGCUAUGAAGGAUAGUUUCGAGUAUGGCGAUGCAUACCGUUAUACUAAAUAUCACACCGUUCACGCUUGCCCUUCGCCACCCAUUUACCCAGUUACAUUCACCACACGUGGCUCUUAUGUGCGCAUCAAGGGAUAUGAAGCCCAAAACACAAUGAAUGUUUCCUUUUAUUUCCGCACGUACGAGGAUAGAGGAGUUAUGCUGCAUCACGAUUUUGCCUCGGGUGGUUAUAUACGCGUCUUCUUGGAAUAUGGCAAAGUGAAACUUGACAUGAAAAUUGCCGACAAACCACGCAUUAUACUGGAUAACUACGAUGAGCAAUUUAACGAUGGCAAAUGGCAUUCGUUUGUGUUGACAAUUGCGCGCAAUCGCUUGGUGCUUGACAUAGAUCAGCGCCCCAUGACCACAACGAAGAAUAUACAAAUCUCAACGGGCAAGGUUUACUACAUCGCGGGCGGUGUGGACAAGAACGGUUUUGUUGGCUGUAUGCGUCUGAUAUUGGUCGAUGGAAAUUACAAAUUACCAAAGGAUUGGGUGCAAGGCGAAGAGGUGUGCUGCGGCGAUGAGGUGGUGGUAGAUGCCUGUCAAAUGAUUGAUCGUUGCAAUCCGAAUCCAUGCCAGCAUAGCGGUGUUUGCCAUCAGAACUCGAUGGAGUUCUUCUGCGAUUGUGCCAACACAGGCUAUGCGGGCGCAGUUUGUCACACAUCGAAUAAUCCGCUUUCAUGCCAAGCUUAUAAGAAUGUGGGGCACGUGCAACAGCGUGUCAAUUUAAAAAUUGAUGUUGACGGCAGUGGCGUUCUGGAACCCUUCCCUGUAACUUGCGAAUUCUAUCCCGACGGUCGCGUUAUUACAACACUCAGCCACAGCCAGGAGCACACAACCACUGUGGAUGGCUUCCAGGAACCUGGCUCCUUCGAACAAAAUAUCAUUUACGAUGCUAAUAUGCUUCAAAUUGAGGCGCUGCUCAAUCGUUCACACACUUGCUGGCAGCGUUUGAGCUACUCCUGCCGUUCAUCGCGGCUCUUCAAUUCGCCUUCUGAACCAGGUAAUUUCCGUCCAUUCUCUUGGUGGGUAUCUCGGCACAAUCAACCCAUGGACUAUUGGGCUGGCGCAUUGCCGGGCUCGCGUAAAUGUGAAUGCGGCAUUUUGGGCAAAUGCCAUGACCCAACCAAGUGGUGCAAUUGCGAUUCGAAUAGCCUUGAAUGGGCUGAGGAUGGCGGUGACAUACGCGAAAAGGAGCAUUUACCGGUGCGCGCGGUGAAGUUCGGUGACACUGGUACGCCGCUUGAUGAGAAGCAGGGCCGUUACACCUUGGGCGCGCUGCGUUGCGAAGGUGAUGAUCUCUUCACCAACGUAGUGACAUUCCGCAUCUCCGACGCCACCAUCAACUUGCCACCAUUUGACAUGGGUCAUUCCGGUGAUAUUUAUUUGGAAUUCAAGACAACGCAGGAAAACGCUGUACUUUUUCACGCCACUGGUCCGACCGAUUAUAUUAAGUUGAGCAUUAAUGGCGGUAACAAGCUGCAGUUCCAAUAUCAAGCGGGCAGUGGACCGCUUGGCGUAAAUGUGGGCACAAGCUACCAUUUAAACGACAAUGAGUGGCACACUGUAAGCGUGGAACGCAAUCGCAAGGAAGCGCGUCUCGUUGUUGAUGGCUCCAUCAAGGCAGAGGUACGCGAACCGCCAGGUCCAGUGCGCGCUUUGCAUCUCACCUCAGAUUUGGUUAUUGGCGCUACAACGGAGUACCGCGACGGUUAUGUGGGCUGCAUUCGCGCCUUGCUACUCAAUGGCAAAAUGGUUGAUCUGAAGCAAUAUGCAUUGCGUGGUCUUUAUGGCAUAAGCGCCGAUUGUGUGGGCCGCUGUGAGUCCAGCCCGUGCCUAAACAAUGGCACAUGCAUAGAACGCUAUGAUGGCUACUCGUGCGAUUGCCGCUGGAGUGCAUUCAAAGGACCCAUUUGUGCAGAUGAAAUUGGCGUUAACUUGCGCACCAGCUCCAUUAUACGCUAUGAGUUCGAGGGCUCCUUCCGUUCGACGAUUGCCGAAAAUAUACGUGUGGGUUUCACAACUACCAUACCCAAAGGUUUUCUACUCGGCUUUUCCUCCAAUUUGACAGGCGAAUACUUGACCAUACAAAUAUCCAACUCAGGGCACUUACGUUGUGUUUUCGAUUUCGGCUUUGAGAGGCAGGAAAUUAUUUUCCCGAAAAAACAUUUCGGCUUGGGACAAUAUCACGAUGUUAGGUUUUCACGUAAGAACAGUGGCUCCACUGUUGUGCUGACGGUGGACAAUUACGAGCCAGUCGAGUACAACUUCGAUAUAAAAGCUAGCGCGGAUGCGCAAUUCAAUAAUAUACAAUACAUGUACAUAGGCAAGAAUGAAUCGAUGACCGACGGUUUCGUGGGCUGUGUAUCGCGCGUGCAAUUCGAUGAUAUUUAUCCGCUGAAAUUGAUGUUCCAACAGAAUCCGCCAGCAAAUGUGAAAUCGCUGGGUACGCAAUUAACCGAAGACUUUUGUGGUGUGGAACCGGUCACUCAUCCGCCCAUAGAAGUUGAAACACGUCCUCCACCGCUGGUCGAUGAAGACAAAUUACGCAAGGCGUAUGGCGGAUUUUCUAUUGUACUGGGCUUUAUUUUGGCCAUACUCAUACUACUAUUGUUGCUCAUGCUCUUCUUGAUUGGCCGUUACGUGCAUCGACAUAAAGGCGACUAUUUAACACAUGAAGACGAAGGCGCCGCCAAUGCCGAUGAUCCCGAUGAGGCUGUGUUGCACUCGCGCACUGGUCAUCAAGUGACGAAACGGAAAGAAUGGUUCAUAUAGUUCGGUAUGCAGCACGUAGGCAAUUGGAGCACGUAGUCGUCCCGUUGGCUACAGCUCUGCACAGCCUGCUGCAACUUUACUUUAGAAACCACAACGCUCGCAAGCGUACGCACUCAAACACACAUCCACACGAAUGAAAAGAAAUUGUUGAAUUCUUUUUAAUCUACAAAUCGCAUCAUAGUAUCGUGAAAUAUAUUUUACUUACUUAUUAAUUGAUUGUAUUAAGCAUGACAUGACAAACGGUGAAGUUAAGACGUUAAGACACUGACAAGAAUAAUGAGGAAAUAGGCGUACAAAUUAAAGAGCUACGAAGAAGCGUUAAAAACUCAAAAAAUUUAUAAAACGAAAGUUUUAAAUUAUCGAAAAAAACAACAACAAAUAUUCAUAAACUCAACGAAAAUUACUGCAAAUCGAAUUAAGAUUAAGGCAUAGAGAUUUGUAUUUUGGAGCGUGACACACUGCCAAUUUUGAAAUAAGCAGACAACAUCACCAGUUGGAAGUGGGACAAUUUGUGAAAUGCUCUUUACCGAAGCGAAGUGUACUUAUCUACACAGCUGAAAAACAAAAAUCACAACUGGACUGUGUUAGCUAACUUCUUCUGCCAACUAAAUAUUUAGUUAUGUUUUCUUCGUUGUUGUUGUAGCAGCAUACGAAUUCCCCAUACAUAUACGGGGAAUGCAACUGAAGUGAGUGAAAGUGCUUGGCCGGACAUAAGUCCGGCUUGUUCCGGUUACAAUGUAUUAUUCGUCAUUCUUUGUGCUGAGUUUGGCUUUUUUUCAAUUGUGCUCGGUGGCUUAAUUUGAAUUUUUCAUUUAGUUUUAUGAUUUCAUUGCGUAUUUCUUAAAGUUUUUACACAAUUUUAUAGGUUA
This is a messenger RNA of Anastrepha ludens (Mexican fruit fly), 5129 nucleotides long. RefSeq names its product neurexin-4 (gene Nrx-IV). The record is from RefSeq and is a predicted model, not a curated record. The coding region runs from base 433 to 4260 and encodes 1275 amino acids. Lineage: Eukaryota; Metazoa; Arthropoda; Insecta; Diptera; Tephritidae. The transcript is spliced from 14 exons.